Messenger RNA from Paecilomyces variotii, 2661 nucleotides. Its product is annotated as major facilitator superfamily domain-containing protein. Bases 1 to 2661 code for a protein of 886 amino acids. Lineage: Eukaryota; Fungi; Ascomycota; Eurotiomycetes; Eurotiales; Thermoascaceae. Gene Ontology annotation, molecular function: transmembrane transporter activity. Gene Ontology annotation, biological process: transmembrane transport. The transcript has 6 exons. The record is from RefSeq and is a predicted model, not a curated record. Gene Ontology annotation, cellular component: membrane.
AUGCCUUCCCACCCACUCAAAAGCGGUGGUCACUACAAGCAGAGUCAUAUUGAAGACGAGGUCGACGAUAUUGUUCAUGAUUAUGGGCGUAUCAGCAAACCACAUCCUCUUCUCAAAGAGGCACUUGAAAAGCCAGACAGCUAUGCUCUUCUCUGGGAGGUGAUCGAAACCCAGGUCUCUCUCAUAAAGUCCCGCUCACAGGCAUUUGAGGAUGGCCAUAUCACCAUCUAUGACAAGGCUCUUCUGAUCCUCACCAAGAAUGGAAAAGAGAUCAUGGACAUGGGAGCUUUGGAACUCUUCCUCGAUGAAUACGUUGGUAUCCCUGCCAAUGGAACCGUCGUCAAACAGCAGCAUGUCUUAGACAAGCAUGUCGCUCUCAAGAGCCUCUUGAAAAAGAGUAGGUCAUAUUUCGCCCAUUUUGACAAGAGCACGGAUGAAAAGACGGGCACCGACGCACCGGUCGGUGACUCUUCCUCCCCUCAUCCUGAGAGUCAAUGCUAUGAAAGGGAGACGAAGUCUCAUUCCAGCGAUGACCCUGUCGACCCAAAGGUGGACGAGAGUAUCGAGCGUAUGCUGAACAUCUACUUCAAAGCGAAGGAAGACUAUCAUGCAACCAGUGGCGCUAGCCGUUCUGAGAAGCUUGAGGCUGUCAAAUUUCUUCGGGACACAGCUGAGAAUACGCUCAAUUACCUUCAAGCGCAUCGCAUAGCUGACAAUACGAUUGUGCCCGAGCUGCAGCGCUCCUUUGAGAUGGCCAAGGAGGUGGCUACCUCCCUCUCCGGUGGCAGGAAGAGAAGAUUCGAGAUUCAUGAGGGCCGUGGGGGAUUCCACGGGGGCCGUUCUCGCUAUGGAUAUAAACAUCCAAAGUUCCGUGCAGGUGACUUCUAUCGGUUUCUGCCCCCUUUAUCUCCGCUGUUCAGAGUCCCGUCCCGCCCCACCCUCUCAGCAUCAGAAGAUACACCGUCGAGCAGCUCUCCUGGGGCCUCAAAUGCCCAGCUGACACCCAAUUCCGAUGGUCCUGGCGAUGAGAGUUUCCUCUUGCCUCAGCCACCACGUGGAGUGGAACUACAUAAGUUGCAGACAGAUUUCAAUCAUGCCGAGGCACAGAGGAGCUCGUACGACCAACGCCAGGACGAUUCAAUUGACUACGCCCAAAGUUUUGACUCUCGAGAGGGGUUCAAAGAGUUCCGUGGUCAGACAGGGUUCCUUGCAAAUUAUUCAGCGGCGGAGGAACGCGAGGUCGUGAGAAAGUUUGAUAGACAUUUGGUAUCUUUCUUGGCUUUACUUUAUUUACUUUCCUUUUUGGAUCGCUCAAAUAUUGGUAACGCAAAGAUCGCUGGUCUCGCCGACGAUCUUGAUCUGUCAUCCUCGCAAUAUGAAUGGCUACUUACAGCUUUCUAUAUUACCUAUAUCCUCUUCGAAUGGAUGACUUUGAUGUAUCGCAUUGUUCCCCCGCAUGUAUACAUUUCGCUGUGUGUUCUUUCAUGGGGGUUGAUUGCAUCUUUUCAAUCUUUGGUUACUUCCUUUGGGUCAUUGGUCGUGCUGCGUGCUUUACUUGGGAUAUCCGAGGCUGCAUUUGGUCCCGGCGUUCCAUUUUACCUUUCAUUAUUUUACAAGCGCGAGGAACAGGCAUUCCGGACUGGCCUCUUCAUUUCUGCUGCUCCUCUUGCGACUACUUUUGCUAGCAGCUUGGCCUGGUUGAUUGUCAAGCUUAGCGAUAACGGUCUUAUCGCACCUUGGCGCACGCUCUUCUUGGUGGAGGGAUUCCCAAGCGUAGUUGUUGCCGUCAUAGCAUGGAAAGUUAUCCCGGAUAGCCCUGGGACAGCUCUCUUUCUCACUCGUCGGGAGAGAAAGGUUGCAAAGUUGCGGCUUCAGCUGCCUCAAGCUGAACCCCAUCAAUCUCAAAGCGGCAAGUUCGAUUGGCGCCAGGUCGGAAAUGUACUCGCAGAUCCAAAAUCCUAUCUCAUGGCUCUUAUGUUUUUGAGUUGCAACGUGGCAUUCAGCUCAAUGCCGGUUUUCUUACCGACCAUUAUCAAAGAUAUGGGGUUCUCUCGCUCAGCUUCCCAGGCUCUUUCAGCGCCUCCGUACAUAAUCGCCUUCUUUGUUGUCCUGGUGACGGCAUAUUUCUCUGAUCGCGACCGUGCUCGAAGUCCCUAUCUCAUCGUCCAUGCUCUUCUUUCAUCUCUUUCUUACCUUAUUAUAGCGGCCACUGGAUACUUCCACUCUCAUCUUGCACCCGAGGUACAUACUGCCAUUCGCUAUUUCUGUAUUUACCCGGCGACCUUUGGUUUCUUCUCCUCCAUAACUAUUAUCAUCACAUGGUCUAUGGAUAACCGUGUCGCCAAAGAAGGGAAGGGUGCUGGGGUUGCCAUUCUCAACAUCAUUGGACAAUGCGGGCCACUCAUUGGAACAAGGCUCUAUCCCGAGAGUGAUGGGCCGUGGUACGUGCCUGGUAUGGUAGCGUGCUCGCUCUUUAUGGCUUCUGUGGUCAUCAUGGCGCUUGUAUUGAGGUUGCUCUUGCAGAGGGAUAACAGGAAGAUGGCCGAGAAAGCGGACAGUAUGGAGAUGGGAUCGCAGAGAGAGGAAAGAGAAGGUCUGAUGGGCUCUGUGGCGGAAGCAGGACUCCCAGCCACGGACACGAAGUUCACAUACAUCAUUUAG